AUGGCGCAAGGCGACCCCCCACGACCCCUUGACGAAGAGGCGGCCCCGACACCGAGUAGGCGCCGAUUCAACGCGAUCGAGCCUCCUGACCGACUACGCGACAUCCCUUCUGCGAUCCUCCAUCAACCCGAAGACACGCAGAAUGAUAUCGAUAUGCCUCCUACCACCUCGAAACAGCGUCGUCGUGCAUCCAGCCAGGGCGCUUCUCUCGACCAAGAUGUGCAUUUAGUCGAAAAGAUCACGGAACAUCACGACGAAGGAGAAGCUCUGGCGGGAACGGCGGAGGGGGAGGAAUCGGUCUUGUACCUGGCGUACGGAUCUAAUCUGGCAUCUAAAACCUUCCUCGGCAUGCGCAAGAUCAAACCGCUAUCGCAGAUUCCCGUGCUUGUACCAGAGCUUCGAUUAACAUUCGAUCUACCGGGUAUUCCGUACGUCGAGCCGUGUUUCGCAGGCACGGAUUUCCGGAACCCAGAUGCUCCCGAAGAGCAGGAUUCUGAGUCUAGCAAUGAUGAGUCAUCGGACCUGGAUGGGGAAUUUUUGUCGGAAAAGGCACCGUUGAUGGUCGAGACACGGGAGCUGCGAGCGUGUUCUCGCACGCGUCAAUGGAACAAGCCGCUGGUUGGGGUCGUAUAUGAAGUGACACUGGCAGACUAUGCCAAAAUCAUCGCCACGGAAGGAGGCGGUCGCGGAUACCGAGACAUCGUGAUAGACUGCCAUCCUUUCUCCGACGGUUACAAGUCUACUGACCCGGUACCUAAUCAUCCCAACACGCCAUCUUUCAAGGCGCACACUCUUCUCUCCCCGGCAGCGGAUGACGCUCGCAAGCAACGCGAGGCUCUCCAGAACGGCCACAAGCCUGCGGCGUUAAGCCCAUACCCGGGAGCCUCCCUAUUCGAUUUAGGUCCCCAUAUGCGUCCUGAUCCUAAUUAUGCUCAACCAUCCGCUCGCUAUUUAAACCUGCUCGUUACCGGUGCAGGCGAACAUGACCUUCCGGUGUCAUACCAGAAAUAUUUGUCUGAAGUCCACACAUAUCGAAUCACUACAAUACGCCAGAAAAUUGGGAAAGUGAUCUUCUUGCUCUUGUGGGGCCCAGUUGUCCUCUCCUUGCUUGGAUUGUCGAAGAGGUGUGCGGGUCCCGAUGGCCGCAGUCCCCCAUGGUUGGUCUCAUUAUCUAACCUGGUGUUCGCGGGUCUCUGGAAUAGUUAUGAUCUUUUCUUUAGAAGAGUAUUUGGUGACGGUGAGCGGACAUUGGAUAGUUGA
Messenger RNA from Penicillium argentinense, 1260 nucleotides. RefSeq lists its product as uncharacterized. Lineage: Eukaryota; Fungi; Ascomycota; Eurotiomycetes; Eurotiales; Aspergillaceae. The record is from RefSeq and is a predicted model, not a curated record. The coding region runs from base 1 to 1260 and encodes 419 amino acids. Gene Ontology annotation, molecular function: gamma-glutamylcyclotransferase activity. The transcript has a single exon.